AUGGUAGAGCCUCCCCGUGUGGUCGGCUCCUCGCUCCCAUCCCUCGAGUGCCCUGCCUCUCCCGGCGGGGCUCGGGGGGUAAACGAUAGGAAGUCGUUUGGGUCGGCGAUCCAAGAGUCGUCACCGCUUGCCUUUCUGGCAACCGAGUUUCGCGACGAUGCUGCUCUAAAAUCGUGUCAGUGCCCGGCAGACUCUCCCGUCACGUGCGAUGGGGAAGUCUCGACGCGCUCUGAAGGGGACUCGACUCGGGAGUCGAGUCCUCCAUCUUCCCUUCUGAGUCCAGACGGAGAUGAAAAGGCUGUCGGAAGCCAGGCCAGCAGGUCCUGGGCUCUUUCGCGAACGACAUCCGACCUGGAGGAACCGGGGCUGUCGUCUCAGGUGACUCCCACGCUGGUCACGGUGUCUUCGUCAGUGUCACCUCGGCUGUACAGACACCUCGUGUUUGUGUAUGGAACGCUGAAGCGCGGUAUGCCGAAUCAUCACGUGUUUACCAGGAUCGCCCGAGAGGUCGCAGAGAUGAUCCUGCAUCAAAAGGCGUGUUGUUCCGCGUCAGGGCAGGACGGCGCCCACGCUGACUCUGUGCACAACUCGACGGCGGACGCACCUGAAGGCGACUCUGGCCCGGUAGUGUAUCUUUUCGACGCGGUCACAGUGGACGCGUAUCCCCUGUUCGUGGACGCGAAUCAGCGCUACCGCCCUUGUCUUUUCGAUGCAUGUGGCGUGGGUGAGAAAGUUCGCAGGGAAGUCUACGCCGUCACCGACGAGGUGCUCCACGCCUUGGACACUUUCGAAAGAGUGCCGGAGCACUACUAUCGACGGAGCAUCCGUCUUAAGGUUGUCCAGGACUCGGCGCCGCAGGGCUCCCCCGCCGAGGUCACGGCCCACGUCUACUUCAACAUGCAUUUGCAGCUGUUGGCACAGGCUUUCGGGAAGAAGCUUGAGGCCGAUGAUUCGCUUACCUCGUGCGAGAACAACGACGAACGGGGCGGCGGCCACGGUGCGCACCACGGGGAGAGGGUGGCGUACAUCCACAAUUAUGACACAUCGCAUGCGCGGCUCUAUGUGCCGCGGUUCAGGGCGGCGGAGAGCGCGUUGAAAAUGAAGUUGCCUUGUGCAACGGCAACAGAGUUUUCGUUUGCGGGGGGACGCGCGGCUGAACAAGGUGCGUGA
Molecule: messenger RNA, 1170 nt
Organism: Besnoitia besnoiti
Lineage: Eukaryota; Apicomplexa; Conoidasida; Eucoccidiorida; Sarcocystidae
Product: AIG2 family protein
Exons: 2
Coding region: 1-1170 (389 amino acids)
Molecular function (GO): gamma-glutamylaminecyclotransferase activity
Source: RefSeq, a predicted model, not a curated record